CUCAAGUCGGACGAACAAACAUUCCUUGUACAACGUCACGCAAGUUCACCAAGGAGUAGGUGAGACCAGGCAAGCGGAGAACCGCUUUUCUCCUGAGACCGUCUGAUACUUGCAGCCAGCUCGUCUUCGAAAAAAACAAAGAAGGGGAUUUCCAUGUCCAGCUACCUCGAGACGAGAGCAUAUGCUUUACCGCAUAAAGCUGCUACCGUACCCAUAUUACCAUCAUCAAGCGGGCGGAACCGCCGGAUCGACACGAUCAAGACAGUCAAGAUGAUAAAUCUCACCAUUCGCAACCUGACCAUCACGCCGCUCGAGCUGAAGGAAGUAGAGCGCUAUGAGGACCCUAGUAAGGCUCGCAAGCCGAACGGAUUGGCGAAAAUUACGGCGCGUAUCACCGGCAAAUCCUCUAAAUCAUCUCUCGCAUCACCAACCGCUGCUGCGACAAACGACCUCGACGGGGCGGCCCAGGAGCCAGGGACAGCCGGCAAGCAAGACAUAACAGAUGUCCACAUCCAGCCCUUCUCCGAACAUGAAACUUCCAUCCCAUUACCCGAUACCUCCAAAGGCGAAUCCCUCCGCCUCACCUUCUCCGAGCCCAACAAGCCAUACACCUACUCCGUCUCCAUCCCCGGCCCCUCACCGCGGAGCAUCGUCAUGAAAGCCAACCUACCUCCGGGCUUGCAAGACCAACAACAAGUCCCCCCUCCUGAUCGCGAGUUCACCCUCAUCUAUAUGCCCCACCACUCCUUCCUUGCCAUCUUCAGCAGCACUCAUCUCAACCGGUGGAUGGCCGAGCUCGACCCAUCCUACCCCUUGUCAGCCCUCAGCAUCCCAGGGACGCACAACAGUCCGACUUGCUACGUCGCUUUGCCCUCUGUACGUUGCCAGGCCGUUUCCAUCCGCGAGCAGCUCGACAACGGAGUGCGCUUCCUGGACGUGCGUGUAUCCUGUCCAUCUCCCUCCUCGCGCUCCCCAUCGCCUAUCAAAACCGCUUCUCCCCGGCUCGAUACACCCGACUCUUUACCAGGCGCCUUCCCCAUCUCGCCCACCUCAACUCGGACAGAGACACCGACAGAUACCAACUCGCCCGCCCCCCAACCUGAGCUCUCGCCGCAGGCUCCGGAACCGACGUGCAUAGACAAAGAGAAAGCCAAAGCGCCCAACCUCAGCCUAGUCCACUCCGCCUUCCCCGUCGCUUUAUCUGGAACCAGGUACUUCCACGACUUGCUGUCGGAGUGCUACGCUUUCCUGGACGCCAACCCUUCCGAGACGGUGUUGAUGUCGAUCAAGCGCGAAGGGACGGGGCGUGGGACGGACCAGAACUUAUCUACUUACCUGGCCGCUCGCUAUCUGACGCCGGAUAGGUGGUAUUUUAAACCUGAGAUCCCGACGCUGGAGCAGGCGCGGGGGCGCAUCGUGUUGGUGAGGGGAUGGGGAUUGAUGGGUCGGUGUGGCCGGAUAACUGCGCGGAUGGGAUGUGUGGGAGCGGAAGGAUUCGAAUUCAGGAUUAUUAUGAGGUUGGGCAGACGCAGCACAUCAAGAAGAAAAUUGGGUUUGCAAAGGAGGGGUUGAUGAGGGCGGCACAGCAGGUAUAUAGCCCGUCUGGGA
Messenger RNA from Neurospora hispaniola, 1608 nucleotides. Its product is annotated as PLC-like phosphodiesterase. The transcript has 3 exons. Gene Ontology annotation, molecular function: phosphoric diester hydrolase activity. The record is from RefSeq and is a predicted model, not a curated record. NCBI's taxonomy places the organism in Eukaryota, Fungi, Ascomycota, Sordariomycetes, Sordariales, Sordariaceae. The coding region runs from base 154 to 1572 and encodes 472 amino acids. Gene Ontology annotation, biological process: lipid metabolic process.